AUGCGAACAAAACUAUCAAUCGAUAGACUCAUCUCAACAUUUCAACAAUGGCUGCAAAUACACAGUUUAUUCAAAAGACGACUAGCUACUCGCACCAAUAAACUUUUGGCGGCUUCAACUCGAAAACCAUAUGAUAGAAGCUUAUUAUCGGAUGGUUUCCAGACACAACGACUAUUCUCGUCAUCGUUUCUAUUGUCGUCGAAAAAUGGAUCCUUCAUUUCAAAUUCGCCAGUAAAAAAGAUAACGCGACAGCUUGAGGCCGAGCUUGCAGAAAUAGAAUACACGGAUAAAUUGGCAUACCUUGAUGCUAAGUACCGACUAAUAACACCUGAAACCAAAAAAGUCCUUGACAUUGGGUUUUCUCCUGGGCAUUGGAUGAAUUAUGUUGUUGAGCAAAUGUGCGAACUUCACAACGUAGCUCAGGACAAACUAUACACUAAAGAUGUGAUGAUCUUGGGCUUUGAUUUAUUGUUUAAGAACCCGCCGGCAGGAACUAGUUCAAUACAAGGAAAUAUCUUUUCCAAGUUUGCCCAGGCAUUGGUGGUCAAUCAUUUCAAGGAAUGUGAAUUUAAGCAAAGGAAAAAAAGAAUGAAGGACUUGGUAGAAAAAGAGCAAGAACCAGCCCAAAAACAUCAACAUCAACAGCGGCAGCAGCAGCAGAUUGAAGAGGACGAAAUUCGGCGAAAAUCAUAUUUUGAUCAUGAACAAGAAGAGCACAUGAUUGAAACCGACUUGGCCGAAUCUUUGAGAAACUUGAGUAUAUCCGAAUCCAAAUUACAACCAGAAUCAACUCAAAAAAACAUUCUAGUGUCCGAUGAUGCAUGGAAAGUGGAUUUGGUGCUUAGUGACUUGUCGCGACCCUUAAGACAAGUGUCCGGAUACUACGAUCGAACAGAAACGUACCCUUACAUCCGGUCAAAUACUAAUAAAGGUUUGAACCAUCAUGUACUAAAUCCUCAAAAAGCCAACUUGGAUUUGGGAGAGGCAUCCAUUAUUUUAAUGAAACAAGUAUUGAGAAGAGGGGGGAGCUUUGUAUUGCGACUACAGGAUGUUAACGGCAAAGACGCCGAGUUCAUAAUCAUGAGAUUGGGUCUUGAGAAAAUGUUUAAAAAAGUAGUUACAAUCGAAGUAGGAGCUGAAGUAAUCCUUGUAUGCAGUGUGAGAAAAUAA
Messenger RNA from Lodderomyces elongisporus, 1170 nucleotides. RefSeq lists its product as uncharacterized. The record is from RefSeq and is a predicted model, not a curated record. Gene Ontology annotation, biological process: RNA methylation. The coding region runs from base 1 to 1170 and encodes 389 amino acids. Gene Ontology annotation, molecular function: rRNA (uridine-2'-O-ribose)-methyltransferase activity. The transcript has a single exon. Gene Ontology annotation, cellular component: mitochondrion. Lineage: Eukaryota; Fungi; Ascomycota; Pichiomycetes; Serinales; Debaryomycetaceae.